UUACACAUUAACGUGUAAGAAAUGUUCCACAGCGUCUAAAAGAAGUUGGGGCUUUUGCAUCCAGUGGAUGUCAACAAAAGUAUAAAUCUCACGCCUCCACUGCCGAUAGGAGGAUCACCAGCGGGAAGAAAAAAUGAGUUUCUGGUGGAGUAAACCUGCAGUUAAGUACCGCGGCUUGGUCAACCAUGGAGCAACAUGCUACCUGAACAGUGUGCUGCAGGUUCUGUUCAUGACCGAAGAAUUCAGAGAAGCUGUGACCAGUCCCAGUGUGGCUGACAUUGAUCAUCUUCUAAAAGAUUUAUUUGAAGAAUUACAGAAAGGGACCUUAUCAGCAGAUCCAUAUAAUAUAUUGAGAGCACUAGAAGUCAGCAAUGUGUGUGAACAGCAAGAUGCAGCAGAAUACUUUGAGAGGAUCUUAAGGAAGACCAGUGGAAAUGCAGCAAAGAUCUUUCAUGGACAGCUGAGUCACAGGACCACGUGUUUAAAAUGUCAGACAGUGACUGACAGUGAAGGUCCGUUCUGGCAUCUUCCUCUUGAACUGGAAGAUUCACCUGGUGGAAACUACAGCGUGGAAAACGGCAUCAAUCAGUUUUUCACACAGACAAUAUUCAAUGGAGAUAACCAGAUAUACUGUGAUGAGUGUGAUGCUAAAGUUGACGCUACCAGAGAAUAUGUAAUAACUCAUCAUCCAGAUGUUUUGCUUCUGAUGCUGAAGAGGUUUGACUUCAGCUAUCAGUGGAUGUCUUACAUCAAAAUCCACUGUAUUGCUGAUGUUCCUCACACCAUCAGGAUACCAGAGAGUCAGAUAUAUGAGCUUUAUGCAGUCGUGGAGCAUUCUGGUGAUUUAAGAGGAGGACAUUACAGGGCAGUGAUCAAGUCCAAGGAUGAAGGAGACGAUUGGUUCGUCUUUGAUGACAGAUCAAUCAUGAAGCUUGGCAUAAAUCCUUUCCCUGACAAUGUGAACAUUGUACAGUCCAGAGAUGCCUAUCUUCUAUUUUACAGAAAGAAAGUUGCAGAUAUUCCCAUCAGUGAUCCGUGCUCAGUCAGAGAUUACAACCCAAACAUCAUUCAGGACCAAAGUCCAAAGGAGGAGAAUCUGCAGCCUUGUGAUGAAACAGAAACACUUAAAGAGAAUAUUUCUGAUAAGAAGAGAAAAUUUGAUCACAUAUCCACUGAAACAACAUCUGAGAUCAUGAAUCCUGAAAAGAGAGCAAUAUAUGAGUCAGAAGAGAUUGAUCCAGAUAAAGACAGAUUACCUGAAGAACAAACAGGCAGAGAGAAAGAGACUGAAGGGUUGAGUCACAAUGAGACACAAUAUCCUCAAGACAUAACAAUGGAGGAUGAAGAGGAGCAGAAGGAAAACAGAAAUCAGAUCACUGCUGAAGAUCAAAUUCAGGGUCUAGUUGGAGAACCAGAACCAAUGAAUGUUGGAAAUAUGCAGACAGACAUGAAUUAUGAUGUAGAAAGUUCUGGACCUGCAGCAUUAGAGAGACAGGAAAACCUCUGGGAACAUCAGGGAUCUGCAGAGGACAGAACAGAGGAGGUGAAGAGGAAACAAGAGACAGAAAACAGCAACAAACUGAUCAGAACAUCAGAGGAAGCAGGUGCUGAUGAAAACAACAAACUGUUGCCAACCGGAAAUAUGAGAUAUAAUCAUAAUGAAGCAGAAAGAGCUGCAGAAAAUGAACAGAUUGGUGAGGAGGCCAGUCAUUCAACAGAAAACCUUUCUCCACAGGAUCCUGACAGUAAAGUAUUCAGCCAGAUAGCACAAUGUUUACCGAAUCCAGAUGAGUCAAAUAUUGAUGAUAAUCACCAAAGGAGAAAUGAACUGACAGACGAUGCUUCUAAAACACAAACACAAGAACCAGAGGAUGUUGAUGAAACUCGUGUUCAUAAAGAGAGGACAAAGGUAGAUGAAGGUGGAGAAAGCAAACAAAAGGAUGAACAGAGUCAGAUAACAGGAAAGAGAAAUAGAAAUAGAUCAGAUCAAGGAAAGAAAGAAAAUCAAGAUAACACUGACAGGACAGGAAAGGAUCAAGUGGCAGCGUAUUCUGACAGACCUCAGCUUUACCAUGAUGAAAGUAAAGAAGUCAUAAAGAAGAAACACACUAAACAAAAGGUCCAUACUAGUCAUGAUACACAAAACGAACUUGAUUUGAAGAAAAACGGAAAAAAUAAAAAUUAUAAGAUGGCAGCAACAUUGACAGGAAACCAGGAGGCUGAUAGAGACGAAGAAACAAGACAAGAAAACUUUCAGAGUUACAGAAAUAAAGGGUCAAAGGGCACUGAAGCCAGGAAACAAGGUUCAAACCAGGCUGCAUUUGAAUGCAAAACCAUAGAAGUAGAUAUCAGGGAGUUUUCUCCUGGUGGUAAAGGUAAAACUAAAUUAAUGGUAAAAACAAUUACUGAGGAAAUCAAAGUUGUUAACAGCAGCAGUAACAGAAAAACAACAAGCCAUGAAGGAAAUGUUGACUGUGACUUGGAGGAUGGUGUAUUGCUUUCUGCAAAAGAAGAGACGACAGUCCUCUCUGAACCUCUUUUACGUGAACAACAAAAUCCCACAUCGAAGGAAAUCACCAGAGGAGCAAAACAAGAUGAAUUCAGGCUGAAGAUUUCCCCUCAGACUGAUCUGGAAGCACAACAACAAAGGCAUGAAAUGAAGAGGAAACGUUCAUGUAGGUGCAGCUGUGUCAUUCUGUAAGCACAAAGGAAAGAAGCAACAAAAACAAGUGAUACUUCUUUGUUUUUUUUAUUUCUAGGAAAUGAAAAAUGCAGAUCAGGAAUCAAAUGAAAAGACAUCAAAGGUGUUUUAGUAGCAGUCAUUGUUUGCUGCUCCUUAAGUUUUUCCUGAAGGCCUUUAUAAGUCUGGAUACAAGGAAUUACAAAGAGAUACGGUGAAAGGUUGUUGUUGUUUUUACCAAAUAGCAUUUUUUCUUACAUAACUUGAAAAUAAUAUCAGCUAAAUUUAAUAUUUUUCAUAAAUUCUUUUUUUGUUUGUUUGUUUUAUCUGUCAAUGUUUUGACCUUUUUCAUUUUAACU
Molecule: messenger RNA, 3039 nt
Organism: Xiphophorus maculatus (southern platyfish)
Lineage: Eukaryota; Metazoa; Chordata; Actinopteri; Cyprinodontiformes; Poeciliidae
Product: probable ubiquitin carboxyl-terminal hydrolase creB
Exons: 12
Coding region: 134-2701 (855 amino acids)
Biological process (GO): protein deubiquitination
Cellular component (GO): nucleus; cytosol
Molecular function (GO): cysteine-type deubiquitinase activity; cysteine-type endopeptidase activity
Source: RefSeq, a predicted model, not a curated record